This is a messenger RNA of Spodoptera frugiperda (fall armyworm), 1715 nucleotides long. RefSeq lists its product as uncharacterized. NCBI's taxonomy places the organism in Eukaryota, Metazoa, Arthropoda, Insecta, Lepidoptera, Noctuidae. The record is from RefSeq and is a predicted model, not a curated record. The transcript has 4 exons. Bases 203 to 1525 code for a protein of 440 amino acids.
AUUUCGCAACAAUUCACCAAUCAUUCAAACUUUGAUUAUUUUAUAUACAAAAUAUUUAACCAGGCGCGAUUGGAAGAAAGUGCAUAUAACAGUGAAAUUGUUACUUAGUUUUCUAGUACAUAUAAUAUAUAAUUUGUACAUAAAACUCAUGAAAAACUGCUAAAAAUUUUAUAGAUUUAAAAGCUUGAAAUAAUAAGCCAAGAUGUUCUGCCCACAAAACAAUUCGUACCUUCAACGUGAGAUCCCGAUGGACCCACGGCUUAUCAACAAGGCUGUGCGGCGGGCUAUGAGAAAGCCUAUAAUCGCUCCUGACGAUGAAGUCCCAUCACAAGCUCAGCGGCUAGAAUCCAUGCAGCCUUCCUUAUUUGCUCCCGGGGUGGACAUCACGCAAGCCCAUCUCGGCUAUGGCCGCCCCGGCCUUCGCAUUGUUGCGAGAGAACUCGUCUCAGAUGACCCUCUUAUUCAAUCACAAGCUGUCCACACUGUUUUAGACAAGGUUCAACAAGCAGACAGCGCUCUAUACCUUAUCGAUCUGAACGUUAUUUAUAAUGUUGUCAAUCUAGUCACUCACAGCGACGCCCUGAUUCGAGAGAAGUCUAUCUUAAUUCUCACCCAUCUGUCCAACUACUACCAGGGCAAGCAACGCAUCAUGAAGCGCCCAGUCAUCAUCGACCACUUCAUCAAUAUAUUCUGGAACGACUGCAAAGAGAUACGCUACGUGGCAGCUCUCUGUCUCAAAACUCUGGCAAGAGACAGAUGCACUUGCGAAAAGAUCUUGAAAAAUGAUAGAAUUAUAGAAACACUCCUGCAAGUGGUGCGCAAAGAUCAUACAAGUACAGUCGUAUAUAUGUUGAAUGUUCUUAGAAAAUUGAUGGAUUACGAUCAAGAAAGACCUCUCAAAGCCAAUGCGUUUCAAAUAAUGUGGCAUUUUAUGAAAUAUCACGAUAACAGGAUCAUUGUCGCGGCUAUGGAAUGCAUGACGCAGCUUUGCAAGCAUAAAGUCGGAAAGAAAUUAGCUGACCAGCAUGAUAUGUUGAAGGAGAUGAGGUUGUAUUUACUGGCUUCUGACGUGGAAGUGAUGAUCAGCGCUGCGGGCCUGUUGCACUAUCUCACACUGACGGACAUGUCGAAGUGGCGGUGCAAGCAAUUCCAAUGGGACAUGAUACAGCGCUUGGUGACUUUAGCCGUGGCGAGUAACCUGCCGUCAUUGCAGCUGCGGUGCAUACAAGUGCUGAUCAAUCUAUGCGACUGUAACGAUAUAAGAGAGCACAUCAGAUUCAUAUGGAAGGAAAAGAUCCAGGGAAUAAAGGUGAAGACACAUGAGUCUUGGAACGGUUACACGGAGUUUAGCACAUUUGGGUAUAAAACCGGGUUUAACAAUAAUUCUAUGAGCAUAGAAGGCGUUGAGACCAUCAGGACUGACUACGGUGAACAUAAUCUUAUGACCGAUACCAGCUUUUUGAGACGUAUACGAGAAGCAAAGAUGAGAUUGUUGAAAGUAAUAGAUACUUACCCUUAUAUUUAAUUUUAAUCUUUUUACUUUUAGCAGUUAGGUACUGUGAUGAGCUGCCUACAUCGCGACGUUUUGUUUUUAGUAUUUUUUUAUGGACUUAAAAUUUUCUAAUAGAUGUAUUUAUCAUGUACUGAGAAAUGAGUAUUAAACAUGUAUAUUUUACUUAAUUUUCUGGUUAAUUACAUGAUUUUAUCUUGGGAUU